This is a messenger RNA of Trichobilharzia szidati, 840 nucleotides long. Lineage: Eukaryota; Metazoa; Platyhelminthes; Trematoda; Strigeidida; Schistosomatidae. The record is from the annotation of a GenBank genome assembly.
AUGUUUGCAGAUACAAUAAUUAUAAAGUUGUUGCCAGCUAUUCCAAGAAUAUUUAGUGGUCUUUCUUUGGUUGGAAUAGUAUUUGGGUUAUAUCAUUACCUCUGUGGGACGCAUUCACCCUUUUUUGUACAGUAUAGUUUACUCUAUGGAAAGGUAAAACCUGCAUAUUGUGAAGCAUUCGAGUGUUUAAGAGUUCCUAAAAGGUGGUUUAAAUACUUUUACGUCACCGGUGUUUGUUUUACUUGUUGUGCCCUACUAAUUGAACUUUUUGUGAUAUCAUCUCAUAAAACUAUUGUCUGUGUGUUAACCCUAUACUUAAUACAUGUUUCACGUCGAUUGUAUGAAUGUACACAUGUUUCUAUAUUCAGUAAUUCUCUAAUGAGUUUUAUGCAAUUCUUGGUUGGAAUCGCCUUCUACAUCGCUGCUCCUAUAGGAAUUUCACUUUCACGAAGUCAUGCAGUUGAACGAUCAAAUUUAGUCAUUGUAUUAUUCAGUCUACACAUACUGAUACUUCAAUUUUUACAAGAUUUGGUCUUCCAGCAAUUGGCUGCUUUGCGUACAAAUAAAAAUGAAAACACAGAGAAGGUAAUUGAAAAAAAGUAUUAUCCACCCGAGGGGAGUAUGUUUCAUUGGGUAUCAUGUCCGCAUUAUAUAAUAGAAAUAUCUCUCUAUUUGUCAUGGCAAGUUUUUCUUACAUCAAAGUGGAUACCGUUUUCACAUAUUUUAUUUUUUACAACAUUCAGUCAAUUAUUUUCUAUUUGGGCUAAUCAUAACUGGUAUAAAAAGAAUUUUCCCGAAUGGGCAUCAAAACGCGCUAUGCUAAUCCCAUAUGUUUUGUGA